CGCGAACCCUAGCCGAUCGCGCGGAAUGCCGGCGAUGCCGAAGCCCCAGGACGCCGACGUCGAGGCGGCCGGGCCCGCCGCGGACGCCGCGGGGAAGGCGGCCCCGGCGGCGGCGGAGGAGGCCGCGAAGCCCACGAGGAAGGUGGCGGAGGAGGCGGACCCGCGCCUGCGCUGGGCGUUCGUGCGCAAGGUCUACGCGAUCCUGUCGCUGCAGUUCGCGCUCACGGCCGCCGUCUCCGUCGCGGCCUGCCUCGUGCGCGCCGUCCCGCGCUUCUUCGCCACGGGGUCCCCCGCCGCCGUCUGGCCCGUCUUCAUCGGGAUCCUCGUCUCCCCGCUCAUCGUGAUGUUCCCCAUGUUGAAGUACCGGGAGAAGCACCCCACGAACCUGGUGCUGCUCGGCGUCUUCACCCUCUGCUGCAGCCUCAGCAUCGCCAUGACCACCUCCACCAGCCUCGGCAGAGUGGUUCUGCAGUCUGCCAUCCUCACGGCAGUUGCUGUUCUGGGGCUCACCCUCUUCACCUUCUGGGCUGUGAAAAAGGGCUACGACUUCACCUUCAUGUUCCCCUUCCUGUUCACUUGCGUCAACGUGCUGCUGGUGUACCUCGUCAUCCAGAUCUUCUUCCCCCUGGGAAGGUUCGGCAUCACCAUCUACGGGUUCCUGGCCACCCUGGUGUUCUCGGGCUUCAUCGUCUACGACACCCACAUGCUGCUCAAGCGCCACACCUACAACGAGUACGUGGUCGCCGCCAUCUCCCUCUACCUGGACGUCAUCAACCUCUUCAUGGCCCAGAUGUCGCUCUCCUUCCAGUGAUCCAUCGCGGGUCUCACCUCAGCACCCCCCACCCUGACUUCGCCUCGCCCGUCCCGUACAUGGUGGAUCACGUCACAUAGCUUCACAAAUCUAGCUGCCUCAAGUUACCAAAUACCUAAUAGUACCAGUAGCACUACAGAGCUGGAGACUGAUAUGUAAUUAGCCAAGCUCUAGCUGAGAUUGCGGUAUAUAUGACCAGUUGCGCUAGUAGUGAAAGAUAAUCAUAGACCUUGAGAUAUCUCCCUCUUCCGUGCUUCGGCACCGGGUAGCUCUGAUUGAUAGGCCGCUGUUGGUUUGAAACCUUCAUGGAGAUCCAAAGCGCUGCUGGAUCUGAAACCUUAAUGGAGAUCCAAAAUACUCUA
Panicum hallii is the source of this 1173-nucleotide messenger RNA. RefSeq names its product protein LIFEGUARD 2-like. The transcript is spliced from 4 exons. The coding region runs from base 26 to 811 and encodes 261 amino acids. Gene Ontology annotation, cellular component: membrane. The record is from RefSeq and is a predicted model, not a curated record. NCBI's taxonomy places the organism in Eukaryota, Viridiplantae, Streptophyta, Magnoliopsida, Poales, Poaceae.